Molecule: messenger RNA, 1018 nt
Organism: Moneuplotes crassus
Lineage: Eukaryota; Ciliophora; Spirotrichea; Euplotida; Euplotidae
Source: the annotation of a GenBank genome assembly
GUAAGUUCAAUUAUGUCUGACUAAGCCAACUCACGUAUUUUAGGAGGAAACAGGAUGUCUAAAACUCAGAAGAAAUUUCCAUUAGGCAUAAUCUGCCUUUCAGCACUAGGGCUGUAUUUUUUAUCCAAGAAAUCAAUCGAGACUUUCAAGAUAGUAAACCAGUAUCUCUUUGCAAAGGAACUAAACCUAUAUCAACGAUAUAAGGGAGGAUCUGCGUUGAUCACAGGGUCUACAAGUGGGCUAGGGAAAGAAUAUGCAAUGCAAUUUGCUAAAAGAGGAUUUAACAUUGUCCAAGUUGCAAGAAAUGAUGAAAAGUUAGAAAACACAAAAAAUGAGAUCUUAGAGGCCAACUCAAAGAUUAAGGUGCAUAAUAUUCAGUUUGAUUUUGACCAACCAUAUACAGAAGAAGCUUACUCUGGACUUAAAUCUGAACUUGAAAAUCUUGAUGAUGUUUCUGUUCUUGUCAACAAUGUUGGAGCAAUGAGCCCAGGUAAGUUUGACUCCAUGGACUUGAUUCAAGCAAAUACUAUGAUUCAAGUGAAUUGUAUCCCACAGUUAUUUUUCACAAGAACUUUACUCCCUAAAAUGAUUCAGAGAGCAAACUCUGAUAAGAGAUGAGCUAUAUUAAAUCUUAGCUCUGUUGCUACAGACACUAAAGCUCCAAGUAUGGGAGUUUACUCUGCAACUAAAGUCUAUAACAAGAACUUAUCCGAUGUCUUAGAUAAAGAAGUUAAUGAUAAGAACAUUGAUGUCCUCUGCGUUCAGCCAGGACCUACAGUCUCAAAUAUGAUCAAAGUAUUAGGGCCAUGCAUAAUCUACCCCAAAGACCACGUCUCUAGUGUGUUAUCCCAUCUUGGUCAAUACAGGUCCACUUACGGUCACUAUAAACACAUGGUGUACAUCAGCCUUAUCAGGUACCAAUGGUUCAAGAGUUAUUACCAAAGGAAUAAGAAAGCAUUGACUAAAUUACAAGGAAAGCCAUAGUUCCCAUCCUAAAAAAUUGGCUUAAAAUUUCUUU